AUGCACACCACCAGCUUCCUCACUUUCUUCGGCCUUGCCGUCGGCACACUCGCCGCCCCCGCCCCGCAAAUCCCUGCGGACCAGGCCUCCGACAACAUCCUGCCGAUGGAAGUUUACAAUCUUUGGUGGACAACCAAGAAUGCUAUUCACUUCUUCGUGAUGGACCGCAACACCAACACCACCGCGACUUGCGAGGCGGCCGAUGUGCAAGCACAGCAGCGCUACGACUGCGACACGAACGCCAGAUUUUUCUUCAACGACGACAACUCUGUGCUCGAUAUUGAGUGGACCUGGGGCAAAGAUAUCACGGGUAGCGGAACGGUUGAGACACCGCUCGAAAUCUGGACUUGUGUCAAUGCCACCGCACAAUUCGAGGCCGGUUGUUUGGCUGGCCCAUUGGACGUUCCUUUCAAGAUCGUCUCCUGA
Lasiodiplodia theobromae is the source of this 426-nucleotide messenger RNA. RefSeq names its product Secreted hemolysin-type calcium-binding protein. The record is from RefSeq and is a predicted model, not a curated record. Bases 1 to 426 code for a protein of 141 amino acids. The transcript has 2 exons. Lineage: Eukaryota; Fungi; Ascomycota; Dothideomycetes; Botryosphaeriales; Botryosphaeriaceae.